UUCAGCAAUUUCUAAUAAUUGAUCUACAUUAACGAUAUCUCUGCAGCGACGACAGCUUCCUCAACAGAUGGUUAUAUGAAUAAAUAACGAGACAUUCAAAUACAGAGAGGGCGAUUGAAACAAAAUAUACAAAUUUGCACAGAAAAAUGCCAAACUUCGAGCUCUUGGUGAGCAGUAUCUGCGUGAUCCUCGCCGGCGCGGUCGUCUACCAUUUCCUCCUGCUCUCAUCCGAAGGCGGCAUUCCGCUCGUCAAGGGCAAAGUUCCAGUCCUCGGUGUUGCGCUUGACUUUGUGAGCGGUCCGCAAAAACUCCUGCACGCAGCGCGACAGAGCAAAGGAUGGAUCUUCGACGUCUACCUUGCGGGCCAGCGCAUGACGAUCGUGUCUGACCCUAUCGUCGGCAACCGCGCAAUGUGGGCAAACCGCUCGCUUUCACUAAUGCAUUUCGUCAAGUUCCUUGACGCGAAUGUGUUUAAGUACUCCCCACGCGUGGUGAACGACUUUGAGUUCCUACAGCGGGUCGCAAAACGGCUGAUCAGCGUCAUGACAUACAAGCCCGACAUGAACGAGACCGCGGAUAAGAUCCGGGAGGAGUAUCUCAAGCUCGUUGACGACAGCUCUGAACUGGCGCGACACUCGGGCGAGGUCGUUGACCUCUACGAUUACUGCCGGUACAAUAUGUUCUACGCCUCCACCGUCGGCCUGUUUGGCGAGUCCUUCCCCGUGCAGGCAAUCUACGAACCCUUCAUGGACUUCGAAGACAACAUCCCAAAGUUCCUGAAGAUGUACCCACGAGUAUUCAACAUGAAAGGUUACAAUGGGCGUCAGAAGGUCCUCGACGAAUUGGGCAAGUACUUCCUCGACACCGAGCGCGUGCGCACGUCGGCCCCGUUCGUGCGCAAGAUGUACGACACCUUCGUCGAAGCAGGCUACGACUCGUACGAAGACCUCUCCGGCUACUUCUGCUCGAUCCUCGUCGCCGCUAAAUCAAACUCUGUCCCAGGUGCGUUCUGGCUCCUGGCCGAAGUCAUCCGCAACCCGCCUCUCAAGGCGCAGGUUGAGCGCAUUAUCGCCGAUGCAUACGUGCCUGCUACCGGCGACUUUGAUUGGGACUCGUUGAUGGCCAACCAGACCCUCGAGGCUUGCUUCAAGGAAAUGCUCAGACUGAACGUCAAUCUGGCGUCAGGGAGAGUAGCCCUCGACGACACGACUCUCAAAGUCACCACUGAUACUCUUGAUCUCAAAGACUCUUCUUCACCGCCAACCACCACAAAAGAGUACAGAAUCAAAAAAGGCUCCAACUUGCUCAUGUUCUACAACCUCGUCAAUUGGGACAAGACGCUCUACCCGGACCCUAUGACUUUCAAACCAGACCGCUUCCUCGUCGACGACAGAGAACACAACAUCACCCACCCCGAAUGGCGCGCCUUCUCCCCUUGGGGCGGCGGCUCCCAUAUCUGCCCGGGAAGAUUUUUGGCUCAUAUCGAGGCAGUCGCACAGCUAACCUACAUGCUCUGGUUCUACGACAUCGUGCCACAAGAGGAAAUGCCAAAACCAAAGAUCGGCGACAGAUACGGCGGCGGCGUCUUCAAGCCCGAACGCGGCUAUAAAGUGAAGAUCACCAGGCGAUCUACACCGCUCACUGCCUCUUCUCUCUGAGCAGUUCUCUCGGCUUUUUUUUUUUGGUGAUUUUUUGGUAGAUUUUUUGGAUUAACUACAUGUACCA
Messenger RNA from Myxozyma melibiosi, 1725 nucleotides. Its product is annotated as cytochrome P450. Gene Ontology annotation, molecular function: iron ion binding; oxidoreductase activity, acting on paired donors, with incorporation or reduction of molecular oxygen; steroid hydroxylase activity. NCBI's taxonomy places the organism in Eukaryota, Fungi, Ascomycota, Lipomycetes, Lipomycetales, Lipomycetaceae. The transcript has 2 exons. The coding region runs from base 147 to 1658 and encodes 503 amino acids. The record is from RefSeq and is a predicted model, not a curated record.